AUGUCGCUCCCCAGCGCCGAGCCCCGCUCCCAGGAGGAGCCCCUGGCGGAGGAGGAAGCGGCGGUGUCGCCCCCCGGCUCCGAGCCCCCCGCUCCUCCCGCUCCUCCUCCCGCUCCUCCCGCUCCUCCUCCCGCUCCUCCCGGUGCCGUGCGCGGGGCGGAGCCGCCGGGGCCGCGCUCCCCGAGCCCGGAGCGGCCCUCGGAGCCGGCGGCGGGAGCCAUGGCCGAGGCCGACCGGGAGCUGCGCGUCCGCAUCAUCGAGGCGGAGGAGACCGAGGCGGACGCGGAGACGGAGGCGGGGGCGGCCGGCGGCGGGCGAUGCGCAGACGGGGCCGCGCUGCGCUGGUGCACCACCGGGGCGCUCUGCGCCUCCUUCCUGGGACUGGUGAGUGAAUGA
Messenger RNA from Pseudopodoces humilis (Tibetan ground-tit), 396 nucleotides. NCBI's taxonomy places the organism in Eukaryota, Metazoa, Chordata, Aves, Passeriformes, Paridae. The record is from RefSeq and is a predicted model, not a curated record.